Ophidiomyces ophidiicola is the source of this 720-nucleotide messenger RNA. RefSeq lists its product as uncharacterized. The coding region runs from base 1 to 720 and encodes 239 amino acids. The transcript is spliced from 2 exons. Gene Ontology annotation, cellular component: mitotic spindle; DASH complex. Gene Ontology annotation, biological process: mitotic cell cycle. The record is from RefSeq and is a predicted model, not a curated record. NCBI's taxonomy places the organism in Eukaryota, Fungi, Ascomycota, Eurotiomycetes, Onygenales, Onygenaceae.
AUGGCCCACCUUACCAAUGAGAUGGCAGAUUUACAUCUGCAACAGAACUCCGAAGAGGAUACUUGGAACUCGGACACGAAGCACCAACCAAACCAAAGUUCUAGCAAUACUGAAGAGUUGCCGUCAGUGGAAGAAAGGGAACGGGCUCUGAGAACAGAAUUGCAAACAGUACGGGACAUUAAUAGCGUGAUUGAAGGCGUGGUUGAAAGUUUAGAGCGCGCAAAGGGCAACAUGGAGAAUGUUUCUCGUACGGUUAGCUCAGCCUCUACCCUUCUCGAUACGUGGACACGGAUUCUUUCUCAGACGGAACAUAACCAGAGGCUCAUUUUAAACCCAUCCUGGCAAGGCGCAACCCAGGAUAUGGCAGACAUUGAAAAUGAGGCCUUAUUGAAACAACAGGCUGCUGAACGAAGAGAAUUAGAAGAGCAACAACGGAGGGAGGCGUUGGCUCAGAAAGCGGCCGAAGAGGAACGUAAAAGAGCUGCGACCACUGUAGCCACGAACAAGAAUGUACGGACAAUCUCAUCAAGAGGGAGAACCAGGACAGUGGGGCGAAAUCCUUCAUCUACUUCAAGUACAUCACAGACUAGCGGAAGCGGGACACGCGGUGUGUCGAGGGGCGCGACGGGCAGAGGGACAGCCGGUCUUAGGAGACCACCAUCCACUACCACAAGAGGGACAGUUGGUACAAACAACCGAGGGCGGCUUCGUGGCAAUUGA